CGCACAUAUUUGAAUGUCGGAGGAACGUAAAUAUUUGUAUUUAAAUACAUAUUCUCAAAAAAAGUCAAACAACCGUUUUGCAAGAUGAAAACACUGACAAUAAAUUCAGUAACGGAAUUAUUCGGACAAAGCUGCGCGUCGUUUUCGGAGUCACGCACGUGUCUCUGCGUGCACAACUUAUUUCUGGAUGCACUGUGGGAUGCGUUUGUAUACCUGUUCUUUCUAUUCAUCCGCUUUUCGGAAAGAUCACAUUCCACUGACGGAAUUGAGGGAAAUGGUAAGCCCGAUGCACCGUCGGGCGGGGCGAAGAUAAAUCUGUGUCGAUGCGCGCACGAGAUCGUGGCGGGCGGGCGGAGAGGCGGAUAACCUUCGGACCCACGGACGACCUUUACCUGCCACGGGAUCGUACCGUUGUGUAGACGUAAUUAUUCGCUGAUGACUAUUCCCCGCGUCGUUGUGUGGCGCAGCCUUCCGAGAAGCCUCUAGGUUACUCGAGAAUGACCAUCCGAAAGGUUAGAUAGUUCUUCAGCUCGGCAAAAAUCCGUGCAUUUAUGACGCAUUUGAGAGAACAAUGGAUUGAAGAGCGCGAUCCCUUCACGGAUAAAAGCACAACGAAUAAUAACUACGAAGGAUUGUUAAAGCCGGCCUUUAAACGUUCUAUUUUUAAAGCAAUUAUCAUAGCCUUCUUUUUUGCUGGAGAUAUCAGAAGAAUACUUGAAGUGCUUGAGAUGGUAUUUUUUCAUUUGCUUGUUCAAAUCAUUGCGGAAGGAGAUCAAAUCGCUUCUGAGCCGGAAUUAAUCAACGCUUUCGUUUCGACACUGGGCGGAUGACCUUAAAAUUCCCGCGUAGAUAUUGCGCUGGACCUCAGACUUGUAGCUGAUUGAAGACACGCGUUCGUGGGAUAUCUAUAAUCUGCCAAUUGAUAAACAAGCGCGCGGCAAAGCUUGACAAUUUAUCGCUAGUCGGUCGUCAUACGUGCACAAAGAACAAUGCUGCGAAAGAUACGUAAGCGCGUGCGGACGUCGGAGAGAUCCUUAGAGCGAACUCAUCGCGUAUACAAGAGAAAGAUGGAUAGGGACCACAGAGAGCAACGCGAUCGCGAUAAUCUGAAUGAAAAAGAGUCCGACUGUAAAAUCGGAAUGGACUUUCGCAGCCACUCCCAUCAUCACGAUCAUGCACUAGAUAUCGAUACAGAGAGAGAAAUGGAAACCGAUUCGGCGGAGCAUGCCGAAAACUUACACGACGACAAGUCCGAGAAACUAGCGAGGAAUUUUCAUAAUUUAGGACGUCACCCAGCUAUGAGAGACGUGGAUAGGGAUCAAAAUAAUCACAUCGACAACAUGCACGACGACAAGAUGGAUCACAAGAUAGGAAGAGAUUUCCGCAAUCUGAGCCAUCAUCCGGGAAUGGUACAUCUGCACUCUGGCAUCGAGCAUUUAAGCAACGUUGACGUCGAAGUGAAAUUAGCGAGAGACGUUCGUGGCUCAUUAGGCUUAGGGCUGUCCCUAGAACUUUGCGUAGUUUGCGGAGAUAGAGCUAGCGGUAGACACUACGGAGCGAUUAGCUGCGAGGGUUGUAAGGGCUUCUUUAAGCGCAGCAUUCGCAAACAGCUCGGCUAUCAGUGCAGAGGAAGCAAGAGCUGCGAAGUUACCAAACAUCAUCGAAAUCGUUGUCAAUAUUGUAGACUUCAGAAGUGCUUGGCGAUGGGCAUGAGAAGCGACUCGGUUCAGCAUGAAAGAAAACCGGUGCUGGGCGACUCGGCGGCAGCGAAAGUAGGCAACCGUAAUCCCAGGGUGAAGCCAGAACCGCAGCAAUCUGCGUCCGAGGCAGCUCCGGCUUGGGAUCAAUCCGAGAGUCCCAACAUGGAAGACCAAAGCAGUGACAGCGAUCUCAGUGAUGCUUUCACUUUAGCUCGUGAACGUUUAUUCAUCUCUCAUGCGUUCGAGAGUAUGGCCAAACUCAUGGAUGACACUAUGAACGGUUCGGCCGAACCAGAAGAAGAGUGGACUGGUCAAUUAAUUUCUGAACGAAACACGCUGUUCAAAUUAACGGCGCCUGACCCAGCGCCCGCGUAUCUAUCCAUUCAUUACAUAUGCGAGAGUGCGGCUAGAUUAUUAUUUUUGUCUAUACAUUGGGCGAGGGGAAUUCCAGCAUUUCAGGCUUUGCCGUCAGACGUUCAAACUCGUUUGGUACGAAGUUCUUGGGGACAGUUGUUUACUUUAGGUCUGGCGCAAUGUGCAUAUACGUUGUCUCUUCCUGAUAUUUGGACGUCGAUAAUCAAUCAUUUGCGAGCCAGUAUCCUGCAAGACAAGAUCACAGCUGGCAAGAUGAAAUGCGUCACGGAACACAUAUGUAGAUUGCAGGAUUGUGUGAAUUCACUGCACAAGCUGCAAGUGGAUUCGGUUGAAUACGCGUAUCUGAAGGCUUUAACACUUUUUAGCACUGAUAAUAUCCUGAUAACAGGCACCUGGCGUAAAAAGAUUGAAGUUUUGCAAGAAGCGGCGUGGUCAGAGUUGCAGCGACAUGUAGACAAGGACAGAUUUCCUCGUCUUCUUAUGAAACUAACGCCUCUCCGCUCGAUUAAUCCUAAGAUUUUAGAGGACCUCUUCUUCGCGGGUCUCAUCGGUCCAGUAAGUGUGGCCAGCGUCGUGCCUUAUAUCCUUACCAUGCAAGAUUAUAAAACCGAACCGGAGAGUCAUGCGGGAAAGUCCAAGAGGGCCGUUCUCGAACAGAACGACCAGAACGAGAGCAAACGCAAACGCUCAGCACCGCCGGUAGUGGUGACGCAGGUGAUCCGGCAGGACUACGAUCACAUACCGGAACCGAGGCGUACGUGGUCCUGCACGACCAUGGAGCAUCCGUUGAACGGCCGCCUGUCGCCGAAAGUCACGCCGAUCACCGACGACUACGAAAUCAGCAAUCAUGUGCUGGGUCUCGGGAUCAACGGCAAGGUUGUGCAGUGUUACGACAAGAAGACGAGGGAGAAGUACGCCCUUAAGGUCCUGCAUGACUGCGCGAAGGCGCGGAGAGAAGUCGAGCUUCACUGGAGAGCGUCGGAUUGUAGGCACAUAGUCCAAGUCAAAGACGUAUACGAAAACUCCUACAGCGGGAAUAAGUGUCUGCUAGUAAUUAUGGAAUGCAUGGAAGGUGGGGAACUAUUUCAAAGGAUACAAGACAGACAAGACGGUGCUUUUACCGAAAGAGAGGCUGCGCAAGUGAUGUACGAAAUUUGUGUUGCGGUAAAGCAUCUACACGACAUGAACAUUACACACAGGGAUCUAAAACCCGAAAAUCUUUUAUAUUCUAAACCUGAUAGUACUGGAAUCCUGAAACUCACCGACUUCGGGUUUGCUAAAGAAACACAUUUAAAAGACACAUUACAGACGCCAUGUUACACACCUUAUUAUGUCGCCCCUGAAGUUUUGGGACCAGAGAAAUAUGACAAGAGCUGUGAUAUUUGGUCAUUGGGAGUAAUCAUGUACAUAUUAUUGUGCGGUUUCCCACCAUUCUACAGCAAUCACGGACUGGCGAUUUCGCCCGGAAUGAAAAAAAGAAUCCGGUUAGGGCAAUAUGACUUCCCUUAUCCAGAAUGGGCGAACGUGAGCCAGGAGGCCAAAAGCCUUAUUAAGGGCAUGCUGUGUAUAGAUCCAGCCGAAAGAUUGCAAAUCGACGCUGUGAUGCGUAACAACUGGAUCUUUAAAUACACAGAGGUACCUGCUACUCCUUUACACACCGGACGCGUUCUACGCGAGGGGGAAGAAAUGUGGCCGGAAGUGCAAGAAGAGAUGACGCGAUCGUUGGCGACGAUGCGCGUCGACUACGAUGCGGCGUGUCUGAAGCAGCUCGAUCACACGAACAACCCCCUGCUGAUCAAGCGGAGACGCGCGAAACAGUCUGCGAACAGCUCGGCGGUUCCGCCGGCCGCCAGUCCCACGCCCGCUUCCUAGGAAGAGGACAGCGCCAAGCGGAACUGGACUAUUUUUCUACGUAGAUGCGUCAGAUACAGCAUAGUCACAACGAGGAUCGUUUUCUGACUGCUGCAUUUCAAGCGAAAGAAAUUUCGUAAUAGGGUAGUAUCCAAAGGCACCUAGGUCACGUGUAUCGCACGCAUGCGUUUUUACGCUUAUUAGCGUUUGAUUUAAUCAUCGAGGACGCAAGGUAAAUUUUUUUACAGUAACAACAAUAUACAACUAGGACAAUAUUGCCCCAACGAAUGCGUAAGCGAUGCCUUUUUCAAUUACCGUACGAUAUCACAGUCUUUCUCCAAAAAUGACCUAUUGAGGAACGUGUCGCGACCGUUCUGUGAGAUAUAAUUAUAACGCACGAUGCCUAGAAAUCUAAAAAAAAAAAUGCAGAACAAUGCAAUAAAUAUGAUAGCAAUAUCGUUGUAACAACGAUGGAACGCCGAAAUUCGCGUGACAAAAAUUUUGCCACCGAACAUUUCGUUAGAGACGGAUAACAGCGUUAUCAAAUAGUUACACAUAUAAAAAGCAUUUACUAUGAUAACUGUGUUGCACACAUAAAAGCGUUCAAUAAUUUUUGCAGUAAUCGCAGGGAAUGGGAAUAAAAUCUUUUUUUAUUAGAACGCAGAGCAUACUAGUUUAGUGUAAGAUAUUUUUCUAGAACAACUCUCCAGAAUUAUUGCACAAUAAUAUGAUUUGCAGUCUCCUAUAUAAAGUAUUUUGCUUCCAAUCUUUCACGUCAAUAUGUUGUAUACCGCGUAUCAACAAUUUCAGUUUAUAGUCAUCAAAUAUUUUUACUAAAGUUGAUAUAAGAGCAUUAAAACCUUUUAAAAAGGCAUUUAUUUGUUCUUGCACACGAAAUACUAACCGCCACUGUAUAACUAAAUUUAUAUAUUUGUCCUUAUUUUCAUCUUUUAAAGAGAUGUUAGCACCAUCUGAUUUUAACUCUUUGGAAAGUACGACCAAAGUUUUCUUCGUCAAGACAAAAAGUGAAUUCUAAUUCACUAGGAUGAUUCUCUUUAAUCCACAAAAGAAAGUAUUAUACUAAAUACUGUGCUGAAUUAUAUUUACAUUUUUGCAGAGUAUAAAUAAUUUCGAAAAAAUACGCGUAUUUCUUUGAUAUAGCCGUAAUUUGAGAAUAGUUUUACAUAUAGAUAAUAUAUUAUUUUUUACAAAACCGUGUAUUAAACGAAUAUUAAUAUGUCGAUCAAAUCUAGCUAACAAUUAUAAAAAUACGUGGUAACAUCUCAUGCCAAAUAUGUAUAUAUAGCAAUAACAUCUCAGCAAAAAGACGUUAUAUAGCGUAUUUUUUGCACGAAUAUAAUUAAAACACAAUAAUUUUAUUAUCGUAUUCGUGUAAAGAAUAUUCUCUAACGUCUCUUUUGCUGAGAUGUUAUUACUACACAUCGGUAUGAAAUGUUAUCGCGUGUUUUGAUAAUUGUUAGCAGUUUUUAUCUACGUAUCAAUAUUUACAAAUGGAGAACUAUGCGUUUUUUUUCGUUCUCUUUUAUACUCUUCGGCAGAAAGGUUCUUGUUGUAUUCAGUUACACGCGUCCAAUCAUUUCAAACGGGCACAAUGUCACUAAGUAUUGCAACUAAAAAGCAUCUGUGGAAAUAUUAUGUGAAACUGACGGAUUUUGAAGCACAGUGCAGGCUUUGCGAAAAUCAAUAUAAUUAUGUCAAAGCUGAAAAUUUCAAAACACAUAGCAAGACAGCAGAGAAAACUUUGGAGAUACGAAGAAGAGAGAAAAGUAAUGAAAUGGCCAUGGAUGUAUUUCACGUAUUCAAGCAAAUUAAAUUUACAAUGUAUUAUCUGUGAUGCUACUGUUCUGUCUGCAUCUGAAUUUGUAGAAAAUCACUUGAGUUUGCAUUCUGAAAAAACAACGAGAGUAUCAUAUACAAUACUUCGAGGUUGGCCACAAAAAUAUUGGACAGAAAGAUGAUUUUGACAGAUGAUUUUGUAGUGGAGUGUAAUAUUUGUCACAACAACUUAUCUCUAUCCAUUCAGACAUAUCUGGAUUCUCAUAUAAGAAAGACGCAUUUGGACAAAUUGAAAAAUACGCAAGAAACAUAUAUCAGAACGCGUUUCAUCAUUUGAAACGAACACAAUGUCUAUUUCACUAAAUAUUGCAAGUAAAAAGCAUGUAUGAAAAUAUUAUAUAAAACUGCCGAAUUUUUAAGCAUGUUUUGCGGAAAUGAAUUAUAAUCAUAAAUGAUUGUGCGCGUAAAAUGCACAAAGAAGAAACUAUCUCUGUCAGAAUGGUUGUAUGUAUUAUUUUAUGUUUAAUUGCUUAUGUGUGGAAAAAGUAAAAUAUACAGGCUGUCCGGUAAUUGCUAAAUCUUUUUGGGUAAUCAGGGCGCGUUUAACCGAGUAGAAAAGUCCUUUACUAUUUUGCGAUUUUCACAAUAAUUAAUGAGGAAUUAGUUAGUUAAAUAUUUGCCAAUUUGCGCGAGUUUAAGCGCGCGACGAAAAGAGAUUGUGGCGGCACAGCCCACUCUUAUUUGGUUACUUAUUUGGUUAGCGCGCGAUGAAGCGUUGGGAGGAGCGCUCUACAAAUGUCAACGGCAACAUACGAGCGGUGCGUAACGCUAGAUCCUUGCGUCCUAGCGAUAACAGUGGGCUGUCUCUUCUAGCCGCGCGCUUAAACUCGCGCAAAUUAGCCGAUCUUCUUUAAUUAAUUUCUCUUAAUUGCGAAAAUUGCAAAACUAUAGAAGACUUUUCUACUCGGUUUGAUCUGCCCUGAUUGUACCCGAACGGUGAUUCAGCAAUUACCGGACACCCUCUGUAAACUUAAAACGCUCAUUUUUUUACGGGUGACAUUAAGCAAUUAAUUAAUUAAUGCCAUCUGUAGAGAUUAGAGCGUUUAUAAGUAUAUAUAUUCUACUUUUUCCAUAUAAUUAAACAUAAAAUAAUACAUACCACUCACUGGAUAAAAAAUCGGUUCUUUCCUUGUGCAUUUUACGCGUUCAAUUUUUUUCCUAAAAUAAUUAUGACUCAUGACUGUUCACUCGGAGCCCAAACUGGGCAUAGUUCUUUGCGCACAUUAAUAUA
Molecule: messenger RNA, 7014 nt
Organism: Linepithema humile (Argentine ant)
Lineage: Eukaryota; Metazoa; Arthropoda; Insecta; Hymenoptera; Formicidae
Source: RefSeq, a predicted model, not a curated record